ACAGCUACAUUCGCUACGCCUGGGGUUCCAAUGAGCUGCGGCCCGUCUCCAAGCAAGGCCACUCCAGCAAUCUAUUUGGAAGUAUAAAAGGAGCGACUAUCGUGGACGCACUGGAUACUCUCUACGUCAUGGAAAUGUUUGAGGAGUUUGAUGCAGCCACAGACUGGGUGGAGAAGAACCUGGACUUUAAUGUGAAUGCAGAGGUGUCUGUGUUUGAGGUGAACAUCCGGUUUGUUGGAGGCCUGCUGUCUGCCUACUACCUGUCAGGAAAAGAGGUCUACCGUAGGAAGGCGGUGGAGCUGGGUGAGAAGCUGCUGCCAGCCUUCAAAACACCGACUGGCAUCCCCUGGGCUCUGCUCAACCUCAAGAGCGGCAUCGGCAAGAACUGGCCGUGGGCGUCCGGCGGCAGCAGCAUCCUGGCCGAGUACGGAACCCUGCACCUGGAGUUCAUGCACCUCAGCCGACUGUCUGGAAACCCGGAGUUUGCUCAGAAGGUCAUGAACAUCAGAAAAGUCCUCAACCGCCUGGACAAACCUCAGGGGCUGUACCCCAACUACCUGAACCCCAACAGCGGCCAGUGGGGCCAACAUCAUGUGUCGGUCGGGGGUCUGGGCGACAGUUUCUACGAGUACCUGCUGAAAGCCUGGCUGAUGUCUGACAAGACGGACGAGGAGGCCAGGAAGAUGUACUACGACGCCCUGCAGGCCAUAGAAACCAACCUGAUGAGGAAGUCCAGCAGCGGGCUGACCUACAUCGCCGAGUGGAAGGGCGGCCUGCUGGAGCACAAGAUGGGUCACCUGACGUGUUUCGCCGGAGGCAUGAUCGCCCUGGGCGCCGACGGAGCGGCCGAAGACAAGACCGGCCACCAGAUGGAGCAAGCUGCCGAGAUCGCCCGCACGUGUCACGAGUCGUACGUUAGGACAGGUUUGAAACUGGGUCCCGAGGCGUUUCGGUUCGACGGCGGCGUUGAAGCCAUCGCCACCAGACAGAACGAGAAGUACUUCAUCCUGCGUCCUGAGGUGGUCGAGACCUACAUGUACAUGUGGAGGUUCACGCAUGACCCCAAGUACAGGGAGUGGGGCUGGGAGGCUGUUCAGGCCCUGGAGCAGCACUGCAGGGUGGAGGGAGGCUACAGCGGCAUCAGGGACGUCUACGCCUCCUCCCCCAACCACGACGACGUUCAGCAGAGCUUCUUCUUAGCAGAGACGCUCAAGUAUCUCUACCUGCUGUUCUCCGACGACGACCACCUGCCGUUCGACCACUGGGUCUUCAACACCGAAGCCCACCCUCUGCCCGUCAUCAGGAAGGACAGAACAGAGCGACCCAACGAGGUGGAGUAGACCGCAUCACUGUGCCCACAACGAAGGACCCAACCGAGAGCGAGAAGCUGAGAUCCUGUGUUUCCUGAGCCUCCAGUGGUUCCUCUGAGAUGGCCUUAGUCUUUCUGAAGCCCUCACAGCGCCACCUGCCUGUGGGUGGGAUUUUAUUUUUUAUUAACAGGAUGAAAACACUGGAGCUGGAAUCUCGCCAUGGAGUCUUUUUUUACUUGCUUUUUUUUUUUUUUUUUGCUUCUUCUUUUUUGGGUCCAGACACUGAAGUGGGCCAUGGUUUUGUAUUGUGGGUCAUGUGACUCCUGCGUCAUGUGACAACAGCCAAAGGAAAUUGAAAAACGAGAGAGAGAAAAAAAAAAUCAGAGAAAGAUGGAGUCAUUUUUUUGGAGGGGGGGAUCAUGUUUUUGACUCUUUAAAGGGACAGUUCCACCAGUGAUCCAUCACCAUGUUGUUAGCAGCAGCCGUUCUGUCAGGAGGACCAGUCUGUGUGGAUGUAGUGGAACCAGGAUCUAAAGGACCAAAACUGUUCUGAGUCUGGAAGCAUUAAGUGGAAGAAAAGACGCAGCACAACCUGAGGCUGUUUCUCCGACCCCCCCCCCUGGUUCCAUCAGUGUUUGUAUUUCACAGGUUCCUGGUUGUUUAAAAGAACGAUGGUCCGUGUUUACACUUGUGCUCCGUUUUCUUUUGUCGAGACUCUGAUCCAAUCAGCUCACGUCAGCUCUGUCCUCGUCGACCUCAGACCUCUGGUUGGACCGGGGGGGGGUCACAUCUGAUUGGACGCCCUGUCCGCCACCAUUCCCACAGAACUUUCGGAAAAAUCCACCUUUCCUGUUUCCUUCGGUGACGUUAACAAACCGACGGUUUAUUUCACGUCUCAUCUGACGUUCUGUUGGGUGGACGUGGCGUUCGGUCCGUUUGGACCUGAAGCUGCUGAGAGACAACGGAUCAACUGAACCAGGGUUUAUUUGAACUGAACCAGUGAUGAGUGAGAAGGACGACGAACCUUCAGGAACUUCUCACAUUCCUGGGAAACAGCUCAGAAACCUGGAGCUGGUGUUGGGUUUGAUUGGUAUUAGUUUGUUGUUAGGUUUUCAUCUUCUUCUUCUUCUUCUGUGCGACGACACUGGUCCUUCACUAUCAUGUCGUGUUUGUGGACCACAGGAGUGAUGGACUCCACCGUGUUCAGUGUCUUCGUGUCCAUCUGUCCCCUCUCCGUCCUCCUUGUUGCAGGACCAUGGUCUCUCCUCCGUGAGGAGACGCAGACUCACAGAUCUUUACCUGAUCUUUCCCACAAUCCCUCAUGAGAAGCCAUAGUGAUCCAUAACGUCGCAGCGCUCGGACCUCGAGUCGUCUCCUGUUUUCACUUUAAAAACCUCGACUCGUCUGAUUCUUUUUUUUCCACCAUCCGUUUUUGUCCCCUCCACACAGAACUGUAGCCAGAUUAAAUCCAGUUUAGUCUCAGAUCCAGUGCCUUCACCAUCCAGGUCACACAAACCCAGUCCAGUUUCAGGUGUAGCUCUAGCAGACUGACCAUGGUUUACCGAGGGAUGAUGGGAAAUUUGAACUUCAACCCUGCCCUGUUUUAGUUUCAUCGACAGAUGAUGACGUGAUUGGUGGUGAAGUCGGGAUCAGGAAUGUCCAUGAGAGAGCUUUAAAAAUAGUUUAAUGAUGUUUUUAACCAAAUACAAUCAGAAAGUUCGACAGACUGAAGAGAAAUCUAAAAAUAUAUUUUAAAACGUCAAUUAUUUUACUUAAAACAUUUUACAGAAAUGAGUAUUUGGUAAAGGUUGGCGCGCCAGAGUAGUGCAAGACUUCCAUCUAGUGUUAGGACAUUGUAAUUACAGCUCCGUUGAACCUAUGAUUCCAGGUCAAGACAGUAAACGGUUUUAAUAUAAUAAUAAUAAUUUAAAAAUAUUUUUAAAAUAUUUUUGACCACAAUAUAGAAAGUGUUUUCUAUAAACACGACCAAAAAAUUAAAAACAUUAGAUUUAGGUUUUAAAGUAAAGCUCUGCCUGACAGGUGUGAUUAAAUCAGACAAAGGAGCUCGAGAAUGAAUUUAUUUAUCUUACGCCCCAAGAGCGCCAUCAUGUGUCUCAUAUGGCUCAUAUCUUUUUACCUGAGACACGUCAUAUCUGAGCUCCAGCUUUUAAUGUUUAUUUUUUCUUUACGGUAACUUGUGUGACAUUGUUUUGUGAUUUUUGAUGCUGAUCGUGUUAAUUUAUUGUACACUAGUGGUGAAACAGAGGAACAACUACAACAAAAGCAACAGAGAGGACACAUGAGCCAGGAGCUGGUGAAUAAAUGAAUGAAUGAAUGUAGAAUCUAAUGUGAAAAGAAAUAUUUUUUAAUUUUAUUUCUUUGUUGAUUCACUUCUGUUUCUUCAUUUUCUUAUUAUUUCCUCUUUUGUUUUCAUCUUCUAAAGCACAAAAGUGAAAAGUCUCCAACAGCGAAACGUCUGUUUGUGAAAUAAGUUGAAAUCAUGUGAGAUUGUAUUUAAUUAUUUUGGGUGUUUUUCAUCACGCAGCUUUUAAAGGGAAGUGACGUAUGUUAGCGAUCGAACGUACAUCGGUGUUUUUAGGUUAGGUUUUUUUUAUCUUUAAGAAAAGCUUUAUUUAGAUGUUUUGAUUUGUGUUUUUUAAGAACUCAAACAUUCACUGAUUCUCCAUUGACUUUCAUUCAUAUGCCGUCACUUCCGGGACACGCUGGGCACUUCCCUUUUCUGUAGCUUUACGAAUGUCUGCAACUUAUUCCUGUUUUUAAUUACGUGACAUCGAACUGUUUUGUGAUCAUUUCAUAAACUUGUACAAGACGUGCGUCAUCUGAUUUAUCACCACACGGUGGCAGCAUCACUUCAGGUGAUACGGUAUUGGCUGUUUUUUAAAAUAUGAUUCUACCAGGUGAUGGUGAUUUAGUUUUCUGUCGUCAUUUCCUGUUGGUGAAUUUUAAUGGGAAAUGAAAUGAAAUCACGUUUUUUAAUUAAUUUUUGCACCUUUUUUCUUUGAGGAACUCAUUAACUGUUCCUCAAAAUGUCUUUUAAAGGUUAAGGUGUGAAGCCAACCUCAGAACUGUGUGUACAAAAAUAUUGCUGAUAAUCAUUCCAUUGCACAUACUGUAGUUUACUUUGUGUGAUUUCUUGAAUGAAAUGUUUGGUUGGGAGAUGAUUCUGAUUGUAUUAAUGUUAUUGUUGAUGUUGUUAUAAUAAUUAUUAUUAUAAUUACUAUUGAGUAUUGAUAAAAAAAUGUAAAUAUACCAUUCAGGCAGAUAGGCCACUUUACAUUUAUAUGAAAUCUUCUGAUCUUAAGGAAUAAAAUGAUAUAAUUAAGCAGCAGACUUUUUAAUAAACUAUAUUUGUUACACUUCUAUUGUGAAUAAAAAAACUUCUUUAAUAA
Cynoglossus semilaevis (tongue sole) is the source of this 4720-nucleotide messenger RNA. It is a transcript of the gene man1a1, whose product is annotated as mannosidase, alpha, class 1A, member 1. Bases 129 to 1340 code for a protein of 403 amino acids. NCBI's taxonomy places the organism in Eukaryota, Metazoa, Chordata, Actinopteri, Pleuronectiformes, Cynoglossidae. Gene Ontology annotation, molecular function: mannosyl-oligosaccharide 1,2-alpha-mannosidase activity; calcium ion binding. The record is from RefSeq and is a predicted model, not a curated record. Gene Ontology annotation, biological process: mannose trimming involved in glycoprotein ERAD pathway; carbohydrate metabolic process. The transcript has 11 exons. Gene Ontology annotation, cellular component: Golgi membrane; endoplasmic reticulum; extracellular exosome.